AUUUAUUAUAUCUUCCCGGGAGAAUUAAUAUUGCAACCCAAAGUGCGACUGCGUCAACUUCCCUUUUUAUAUAGCGGAAAGCGAUCCCUUUAAGCAGCCAGUUUCCGGUGUUGGUCAUUCAGUCCAAGAUGGCGGACCUCCUGGGCUCGAUCUUGAGCUCGAUGGAAAAACCUCCCACCGUCGGCGAUCAGGAGAGCCGGCGGAAAGCCCGAGAGCAGGCUGCCAGAAUGAGGAAGAUGCAGGAGGAAGAGAAGAAGAAGAAAGCGGAGUUCAGGAAAAGGAUGGAGAAGGAGGUGUCAGAUUUUAUCCAGGACAGUGGCAUGCAGAAGAGGAAGUAUGAUCCCAUGGGCAAGAUUGAGAGGAGCAUUCUGCAUGAUGUUGCUGAAGUUGCGGGGUUAACAUCAUUCUCAUUUGGCGAAGAUGAAGAGAGCAGAUACGUCAUGAUCUUUAAGAAGGAGUUUGCUCCAUCAGAUGAGGAGCUGGAGGCAUAUCGUAAGGGGGAGGAGUGGGACCCACAGAAAGCGGAGGAGAGACGGAGACUGAGGGAGCAAGCAGCACUGGACGAGCAGACAGCUGGUCAGAAAGAGACCCGGGCAGCCUCCCCAAGCUCAAACUACCGCGACAAAUACAGCCACCUCAUUGGCACCUCGGCUGCUAAGGAUGCAGCCCACACUCUGCAGGCCAAUCGGGCGUAUGGCUGUGUACCCGUCGCCAACAAGAGGGACACCCGCUCCAUCGAGGAGGCCAUGAAUGAGAUCCGAGCAAAGAAACGGCUGAAGAAGGGAGAGGAGGAGCCUGGAGCGGGAGGCACCAGCAGCUCAUGAGCCGGGUGUCUGUGUGUUUGUGUGUGAGCGUGUACACGUGUGAAGGUGUGUGUGUGCGUAUGAGAGAGACUGAGAGGUCACGCUGGAGGACAAACGAGCAGGGGGAUUAUUUUAGACUUUUUAUCCCUAUACCGUAUUAAUAUAUCUGGUCUGUGUCAGGGUCUGCAUUUAGUAGAGGUGGUUCAGUAAGACUACGCAAACAUGAAACACACUGCUGUAAAAUGGAAAGACUGCGUUCACUCCCCUGUUGUCACAGUAACGCACGACCCUGCCCUUGUCCAAGAGGCCUGUGUCCUCUGUGGUAUGUCUCAGUCUUUUCACUCUUGAGUUCAGAGCUCACAUCUUUCACAGGACAAGUUUCUGUUCUUUUUUCCCUACUCAUUCAUCUUACCCUCAGAUGAGCUAAACC
Megalops cyprinoides (Indo-Pacific tarpon) is the source of this 1233-nucleotide messenger RNA. It is a transcript of the gene spag7, whose product is annotated as sperm associated antigen 7. NCBI's taxonomy places the organism in Eukaryota, Metazoa, Chordata, Actinopteri, Elopiformes, Megalopidae. The transcript has 7 exons. Gene Ontology annotation, molecular function: nucleic acid binding. The record is from RefSeq and is a predicted model, not a curated record. The coding region runs from base 129 to 824 and encodes 231 amino acids.